This is a messenger RNA of Geodia barretti, 3819 nucleotides long. Lineage: Eukaryota; Metazoa; Porifera; Demospongiae; Tetractinellida; Geodiidae. The record is from the annotation of a GenBank genome assembly.
AGCUUGCUUGUUUGUGUGUGCGUGUCUCAAGAGAGAGCUUCUUUAGCUCAUGUUACAACCGCUGGUGGCGCUGUAUAUAAUUCGAAUUUCUUCGCCCUGUUUUACGGUUGAGGGAGUCGUAAAAAGAGUUCUUUUACAUCGUCGGUGGAGGCUCUAGAAGGUGCACAGUCACAAGCAGGAAAUCCGCGUCGCCCUCGUCUUUACUGGUGCUGGUGCAGAGAGGAAAAUAAUAUGCCGUCGUCCGCGGCCCUCCGGUCAGUGUUCGCCUUGCUGUCUCUACUUAUUCCGGGCCUACGCUCCCAGUCCGACUGCUUUCCGGCCGACUCUUCCUUCGCCCGCGCCGUGUGUGUUUGCAAGGGUGUUUCGGGGAUCCAGUGCUUGUACCGACGCGGGCUGCCGCGGCUCACCGAGUUUCCCGUCCUCAAUACUACCUACCCAUUGAUCACCUCUAUUCAAUUACAGGACCAGCAGGUGACAGAGCUGAACAGUUCCCACCUGGGAGUUUAUCCAAACCUCACAACUCUGAUAUACAAUGGUGGAGCACUCAGCAAGAUCUCUAAUGACGCUUUCAAGAACAACAGAAAGUUAGAUGGCAUAUCUUUUACAGACAACCGCCUGACAGCAUUUCCACCAGUCACAAACCUACCGUUACUUAGGGACUUGCAACUAGGAGGAAAUAGCAUCCAGUCCAUCAAUCCCGGAGUACUUGAUGGAUGCACUUCCCUUGAACACUUGAACGCUGAAGGAAAUGAUAUCGAGGUGCUAAGGAGUGGUGUACUGAGUGAUCAAAGCAGACUACACACCCUGAAUCUCAACAAUAAUAAGCGGCUGUCUACUAUUGACUCCGAUGCAUUUGCAAAUACUGCCAUUCAGAGUCUUUCUUUAGCAAAUACUGCUAUCAGCAACCUCCCGUCAAGCGGAUUGAGAGCGAGCCUAGAUUAUCUGGAUCUCUCAGAUACCCGAAACCUGAAGCGGUUCAACGCAUACGAGCCUGGAGUGGAGUUCUUCAACCGGACGUACCCCUUUCUCAGAGAGGCGAAAUUUUUCUAUCACGCUCACUGCUGUCAGCUGCAGGAUCAUCACACCUUCUUACGACUCGACACCGGCGAAGAAUCGGAACCAGAAACGGAGCCGGUCGAGAGCACACCAGUUGUCCCGACGGAACACCUUCCCGGUUUCGUCUGUGUCAACACGACAAAUGGGACCACUGUCCUUGACAAGUCAAGCGUUUCCACCCACCAAAACGUUUCGGUGGACGAGUUCUGCUCGUCUGAAUUCUGCAUGGAAGAGAUCUGUGGAGAGAGGUGUUCUCGUUAUGAAGAGCUACUCGGCAGCGAUAUCUCACUGAGUGGUGGCGGAAUCUCGGAUAUUUACUGCCUCCCGAUAGCUCCCACCUCGUGCCUGGACAAGUUCUUCGCCUCCAACAGCUUUACCUCACAAGUGACUUACAAUACGUGUGCUACGGAAGCACCAACGGAUGAGGUACCUUCUACUGUCCCCACCACCGAACCACCUUCCUGUGAAUAUUUCGAAGAGUGGUGUGAUUAUUAUUAUCCAGACAGAGCGGGGCAUUGCAAAACGUGUGCGCACAACUGUAUUGAGACGAUAUGCGCCCCCUACGAUGGGCUCUUUUUAUGUCAGUGCACGAGAAAGAAAAGGUCGGUGGGGGAGAUGAGCGUCUCGGACGGGCAUGUCCGCAGUCUGAGGUCAGUUCAAGCGGAUCCCACAAACGGCACGGCCAACAACGACUCAUUUCAGCUGCGAGUGAUUAACGUCGAGUGUAGGAAGAGGUUAAACGAAACUGUGAGCGUGGGUUUGCCUACACCGACUCCUGUUUUUACUCCAGCACCGGGUGCUCCGAUCUCGGGUGAGUGCGAAUACCGAAUCCUGGAGGACAUUGGCACAUUACUCCUCCCUGAAGGGUGGUUUUAUCUCGAAUCAGACUCCCGCGACGUCAUCUGCAAGGAAGUUAUUGUACCUGCACCCACGCCCUCACCCUCUUCCUCGCCCACUCCACAACCACCACCCACUGCAGCUAUGUACAUCCAAGAUAUAGUGACUAUGUGCUCGCCUGUUCCGGAUGAUUUUAACCCCUGCGAGGACCUUCUCGGCGACAGCGAUAUCCUGCGUGCUGCAAUCUGGUUUGUGAUCAUUUUUGCCAUCGUUGGAAAUGGUGCGGUCCUCUUUGUGUUCUUUACCUACGCAAUUGUCAUCCGCCGGACGAAGGUGAAGUUCUUCCCGAUGCAUUUUCUCUAUGCAAACCUCGCCGGAGCCGAUUUCCUGAUGAGUAUCUAUCUAUUGACGCUGGCGUCAGUUGAUAUAGACACAAAGGGACACUUUAGUCGGGAGGACAUUGACUGGCGCACGGGGCCAGGGUGUGGGUUUGCAGGAUUCUGUGCCAUUACUUCCACGGUCGUCUCCGUCUACACACUAGUAGUCAUCACGACAGAGAGAAUUUAUACAAUUACCUUUGUCAUGCACCAGAAGAAAAUCACCAAAAUGUUUGUUCUGGUGGUCAUGAUUAUAGGGUGGUCUCUAGGAAUUUUAAUGGGUGCCUUGCCACUUGGAGGGGAAGUAAAUUCUUACGAACUGGUGGCCGUGUGCUUACCGUUUGAUACGUCAAGUUCUUCAGCUCUUGCGUACAUUGCGAUCAUCCUGUUAACAACGGGGCUGGCUUUUGUGUACAUUGCAAUCUGCUACACUGUAAUCUUCUACCAGAUAAUCCUCAGCCCAACGAAACGCAAACUCAUUCGAUCCGGCGGUCGACAAAAGCAAUGGAAGGGGGACCUGAGGAUGUCGAUAAGGAUGUUUGUUCUUGUCUUGACCAACUUUCUUUGCUGGUUCCCCAUUGCACUAGUGAGUCUGACAGCAGCCUUUGGUGUGCCUCUCCAAGGAAUCAAUGUUGCAACAGCAAAGAUUUUCGUGGUGUUUGUCUUCCCCUUAAACGCCUGUGUCAAUCCAUUCCUUUAUACGCUAUCAACAAGAGCAUUCAAACACAAUUUCGUUUCUCUUAUAAGUCGCUGUGGCUUGCUUCGAAAGUCAAAAUACGCAUCGACCUACUCGAGGCAGUUUGGACUACCGUCCUCUAUCUCCAAACGGACUACUGACACAGACGUCUCACGGAGGAGCUCCGUAAUAUCCCAGCUGAUAUCUCUCAACUUUACCAUGUUCACAAACCGCAGAACUAGCCUCGAAACCGUAAGCGAAAACGGCUCGCACACUAACUUGCGGAGACCGAGUCAGGCCAGCAUGACUUCCAGUGAUGAAAAAUUCCUGAGGACGCACACCGUCUUAAAUCUGCGCCGCAGCAGUGGCGUCAGUCAAAGUUCUACAGAAGACAUUUCCUUACAGGAACCACUACCAGAUACUCCCUCCUCCUCCUCUUCCUCUGUCAAGGACAAGCCCACGAGAACCACCCAGCUAAACAGUGCGUCAAGUCUAGGGGUCUUACAUGAAGUCGACGAAGUUGCAGACGUGUCGAGCAAAAACGCUUUAGUUCAGAAAAAUCCAGGCUAUCUGGAACAGAAAUCGGAAGAAACUUUUGACUCGUGUACAGACACAUGCAUUCACGAGAGUGACCAUUUAACAUGCAAUGGAACAGACGAUGUUGUUAGCUAGAACACUGCAGAGCCCACAACACCAGCGGUUAAUGUUCUUCAGACUGACAGAGAGAGUGCAUGAGCACACAGUCCAGUUUAUGAUGCUGUUCACUCACCCAACCCACACUCUCUCUCCUCUUUUGUAUUUUCAAAUUUUCAUCAAUUUUUAUUUCCAUUGGUAUAUUUCACAACUUGCCAUAUAAUAGCUGAUGGUCAAAUG